This is a messenger RNA of Stomoxys calcitrans (stable fly), 879 nucleotides long. RefSeq lists its product as uncharacterized. The record is from RefSeq and is a predicted model, not a curated record. Lineage: Eukaryota; Metazoa; Arthropoda; Insecta; Diptera; Muscidae. The coding region runs from base 1 to 879 and encodes 292 amino acids. The transcript is spliced from 3 exons.
AUGAAUUUCAAGAGUUGGUUACUCGUGUUGCUGCUUGGUACAGCUGUUACUUUGCAGUUGACAGAGGCCAAGGAUGACAAGCAACUUCAUAAGCCCAUGCCGUAUAGGCUGUACGGAAAGCACCCGCAACAAGGACAAGGACAAGGACGUUCUGCAGAAAUCUUGACCAAAUUACAUUUGCUAAAGACUCCAACGACGACGACAACUUUAUUGCCACCACCACCACCGCCUGAAGGUGAUGAAGGCGAUGAUAAUACAGUCGUCCUCAAGGAAAUCCAUCUGAAUGCCAAGGAAGAUCCCGAGGACCAGCAUGACCUGGAGCUUGACGAAGAAGACGAUGGCGAAGUCGAAGAAGAGAGAUCCUUGGAUCUUGUGGGCGAUAACAACGAUGUGAAAGAAGCAUCCCAUGGUUCGGUUCGUGCUAGUCGCCCUUCAUCUAGACGUCGCAGAAAACUGAAGCGUCGCAGACGCAGACGUCAAAUGCGCAGACGUAGACGCAGGCGCCGUCAUCUUCGCCGUCAAAAGAAACGAGGCGGUGGCAAGCGCAAGAAGCGUGUUAGCAAAGUCAAGAGGAGACGUCGUCGCCUUAGAAAACAAAAGCGACGACUAAGAAGGAGACGUGGUUCCAAAAAAGGCAAGAGACGUGUUUCCAGACGCGGUGGCCGCAGAAAAGGCAUGAAGAAGCGCAAAUCACGCAAAUCGCGCAAAUCACGUAAGCAACGCAAAGCCCGGAGACGUAGGCGCAUGGCCAAGAAACGUAAGCGCAUGCGCAGACGCCGUCGUAUGCGCCGUCGCCAAAGACGCAUCCGAAGCAGACGACGUGGUGGACGUCGCGGAGGUCGUCGUAGCCACAGACGUCUUAGACGUGCUCGCUUGUAA